Molecule: messenger RNA, 3609 nt
Organism: Aspergillus luchuensis
Lineage: Eukaryota; Fungi; Ascomycota; Eurotiomycetes; Eurotiales; Aspergillaceae
Product: putative AT DNA binding protein
Exons: 1
Coding region: 1-3609 (1202 amino acids)
Molecular function (GO): DNA binding
Source: RefSeq, a predicted model, not a curated record
AUGUCCUCACGCACCUCCAGUUCUUCUCCGGACAUUCUUGGGCCACCUGGCGACGCCGAUUAUUUGAUCUCCUCCCCAUUUGUCCCCUUCUCCGGUCGCCAAAGCUUCAUGUCGCCCGCCAACUUCCGCCUCCUGCAAAGUCCGCGGACAGCGAAGGGCAAAAGGCGGUCGCGUGUGAGUUUGAGCCCUUCGAAAAACGCCCACUCCAUAAAGUUCAAUGACGUUGUGCUACCUGCCUCCCCGACGACGAAACUGAACGGCCAGCGCGGUGGAAUGUCUCCCGAUAAGGGUCCGGCCGACGGGAAUGUCAGUCCGUGGAGGAUCCGGGUAACGCUCGAAGCGACACAAGAUGAAGAAACGAACCAAGGCAGCCCUUCGCGAAAACGGUUGAAGCCAUCAACGACAACGAUGAAAGUACCCCUCAAAGACGAUACAGAACAGACUCCACGCAGACGCAGAGGUCGCCCAAGGAAGUCGGACAUUUGGUUGCAGGAUGCGACUCCUCGCGGAGGUAGUCCAGGACAUACCCCGGGUCCAGGAAAUACACCAGGCCCUGGACAUACCCCGGGCCCAGGGCAUACUCCGGGUCCUGGGGGGACAGGUCAGAAGAGAAAGCGAGGCCGGCCGAGGAAAAGCGCACCGGCGCUCGAUGUGGUAGAACCAAGCGAACAGCAGGUGGAGAACCAAGAGAUUGAACAAGAGGCGCCGAUAGAGCCCGAGCAGAGAUGGAGUCCGUUGAAUUUGGCAGCAGACCCGGGAUCCGACGAUGACAUUGGGGGGGAUCAAGGACUCGAAUUCAAUGACGAUUUUGGUUAUGGCGACCGAUUGGAACUACCUGAUUCCGCUGUCCGCGAUGAGACUGGUCCCCGGGUGACAUUUGAGCAAACUUUUGACACUCCAAAUGUUGACCAUGUCGACCAAGGAUUUACGGAGAACGACGAGUAUAACCUACAUUCAACACCUUCCAAAAUGCCAUCCCCAACCCGCGAUACCUCGAUUAUCUCGCCAGCGAACACAUUGCAUGCCGGCCGCACCCCGAGACCUUCACGCCUUUACCCCACACCAACCUCAUCAUCUGCAGCGGAAGAAGAUAAGACAGAGCAGGCUCAGAAAACUAGUGCUACCUAUGAUAAGGAUCACCUUGAGAGCGGGGCACGCCCCAGCGCAGAUCCGACCGAGGAACACAGGGAAUUUGACUCUAUAAUGGAAAGUGAAGGGUUCAGCAUGGUCUCGCUGGAUACAUUGCCAUCUGCUAAACAACAUGAGAUCAAGAGCGCGAGCCACUCCCACGCCGCCAAGAGUUCUCUAAAGCCUUUCUUAGAACGGGAAUCAAAUGGCGUCUUGAAGCGAAGAGCCUCGGCGGUCCAGAAUCAACAAGAGGACAAUCUUGUUCGGAAGCCCCGGUCGGACUCUAAGCAGCGGAAACAGUCACCAGCCCAGCUGUUCCGCCAGUCAAGCGAGGCCAAUGCCCACUUAGACCGUCCAUCAUCCCAAGACAGGCUCGAACCUUCCAGAGUCAUGCCCGGAUCGACGGCGAUAUCAUCUGAGUCGACUUUUACUGGACAAAAGCGGGGGCUGUUGACUAGGUUCGUCAGGAUAGUUCGUGCAGGCUUAGCUCUCGAAGGGCCUCUUAGAAACUCAGAAGAGAAGCAAUCUUCGUACCAGUCAAACUCAGGAAGGCUUGGCUUCUCGGGUGAUCCAGAUUCUAUGCUGGAUACGUCUAGGAAAAGGCUGGAACAUGUUUUUGGUGACUUGACCCCACGAGUACAACAAGAGCUGCAGGCAGGCUUGGCAUUUGGGCAGGAACUCGCGAAGAGGCGGAUCGAGAGAGAAAUGGAACAACGCAGACAAAUGGAGUUGGAGACUGCAAGAAACACUGUUCGGGAGACCAGGGAAUGGAGUGGCUCCAGUUCACCACAGCAAACACCGCCUAAGGCUACCGACUAUGGCACACCGGGCACGUUUAUGAAACGGCGGAUGGAAGAAUGGCAACGGGAAAGGGAAGCUAUCAGUCGAGAGAUCCAGAUGGCAAACUCUAGCCAGGUUAUCGUCAUUGACAGCGACGAUAAUGAUCAGUCGAAUAUACAAGAUGGCAUGUAUGAAGACGGCGAUGAGCUAGAGUACGCGGCGGAACCCGUUCAAGACGAUCAAGAUGACGACGCCCACGUAGAGGCCGAGCGCCUAGAUGGGGAAGACGAGGAUGAUGGCUACGAAGAUAUUUGGCAGCAAGAAGCUCGCAGUCAAGGCAACCAAUCAGAUCACUCUUCACUACUUGAGGAUGACCAGGAUGGUGAGCACCUUAGGCAGGAUGGGUCUAGCCCGUGGAAGAGUGGCUGGACUCCUGCUCGGAAUCAGAAUGGCAAGAUCUUAUCGCCGGCUCAUUGGACAAACGAGCGGGAGACUGUGCCAUUCUUGGGCCGGUCGAGGGUCAAGCAGUUACAGGAGCAAGAAGUUGAUUUGACGGCUCUGUACCGUGCCCAGGACACACCAAAGCGUCGCCACUACUACUAUGGGAAAAGCAGUCCGCCGAGCAGUGCAAUACGAGGCUCUGUAGGCCGUUCGCCAGCUUCUGUGGUACAAGAGGAGCACUAUGAGCAUGAUUUCAACCAGGAUCAACAGUCAGAGGGCUACGUGGAGUCCAGCCCUCGCCGGGACUCGGAGGAUGAAACAUUCCAGAUCGAUCCCACAACCAGAUUGGAGAUGGCUAGACAACGCCAAGACCCUGGGAUGGAAGUCAACAAGAUUGGGGGGAUGUCAGAUGCCGUUACAUCCGAGAGACAAACUGCUCCAGAGGUGGGAGACAUCACGCCGGCACGUCCACGGCAUGCAAGCCCUGGCAGUCAAGCAUCAUCCUGGUUCCAGAAAAUCACUAAUUUCACGCCUGGUUGGCUCAGAGCACCGAAGUUUGAACAGCAAGGGCGGGGUUUGGAAAACCCUUCGGGCGACGAAGAUGAGGAACCGCCCGCCGUUGAGUCAGCGCAUGAUGGAUAUGAUAAUGAGGAUUACGGCGACGAUGAAGUCAACUGGGGAGACUUAGGGGAAACCCCACGACCUACUCGAUUUGAAGAGCCAGAAGAUGGGAAACAGAGUUUCGCUAGUUCCCAUUCUUUCCAAGCGGACGACGAUGCGCACGCUUCACUGGACGAGAGGGGUGACAGAGAAGAAGUAGCGGAGGGGCGGGCUUCACGAGAGCAAUCGCCCUCUUCCUUUUCCUUGUACUUUUCCGAUGAUCACUAUCGCCUGCUGCAUCGCCUCUAUCGCUCGGCAAAACUGUAUCCUGAACGCUUCCCUUACCAUCCGGCGCCUGGUCGCUCCGAUAUGAUUGGCGACUGGAUCUGGACCUCGGAUGGAGUCUACGGAGUGCCAGUCACAGAGCUUCAGUUUGGCAUAGUUGAUAGAUUCGCGCAGCAGCUAUCCCAAGCUGAUUCACAGGCCGGCGGAACGGGUCAGAUUCCCUGGACGGAGGCUGACGUUCACAGAAGAUUGAUCAGUAUCAUUAUCGGGGAACAGAUCAGACAAGACCAGAGGGAGAGGAGGCUCCACGAGGAUCAACUGAGGGAAGAGUAUCCGCGAAGCAGGGACACAGCAUACGGGACGUGGCGCAUAUGA